Messenger RNA from Rhincodon typus (whale shark), 4262 nucleotides. RefSeq names its product LIM and SH3 protein 1 (gene lasp1). The record is from RefSeq and is a predicted model, not a curated record. Bases 295 to 1017 code for a protein of 240 amino acids. The transcript is spliced from 7 exons. Gene Ontology annotation, cellular component: focal adhesion. Gene Ontology annotation, molecular function: actin filament binding. Lineage: Eukaryota; Metazoa; Chordata; Chondrichthyes; Orectolobiformes; Rhincodontidae.
AAAUUACUCCUUCUGGCUUCUCGGACGUGCACGCCUUCAUCAACGUGCGCGCUUACAUACAACCCUUCUCCUCCUCCUAGUCUCUCUCAACCCAACCCCUUGUUGGACGUGUGAUUUUCUCCGAGCGGGCUCUCAGGGGCCCCUCCUGUUUAUUCCCUGGUCAGAUCAGACAGAGAGAGAAACGAGAAGAGCUUCUAAAAGAAGGACGGAACAUAUUCUAAGGAGAUUGUAGAGAGCGAAUUGCGUGCAGCUGGAAAUCGAGAGACAACAGGGGAAACAAAAUCAGCUUCCAAAAUGAAUCCAUCUUGCGCCAGAUGUAACAAGAUUGUCUACCCGACUGAAAAAGUCAACUGCCUGGACAAGUUCUGGCAUAAAGCGUGUUUCCAGUGUGAAGUCUGCAAAAUGACUUUAAACAUGAAGAACUACAAAGGUUAUGAUAAGAAACCUUACUGCAAUGCGCACUACCCAAAGUCGUCAUUCACUGCUGUGGCAGAUACCCCAGAAAACCUACGCCUGAAAAAGCAGAGCAAGUUGCAGAGUCAAGUGCAAUACAAAGAAGAUUUUGAAAAGAACAAAGGGAAAGGAUUCAGCGCUGUGGCUAACACUCCUGAACUUGAGCGGAUCAAGAAGAAUCAAGAACUGGUCAGCAACAUUAAAUAUCAUGAAGAAUUUGAGAAAAGCAAAGGAACUAGUGCAGCGGCUAGUGAACGAAGGCCCUCGAAUGAUAUUCCUCAGUACAACGUCCAGCAUGAGAUGCAUCAAGGCUACCAGCAACGUCAGGAGCCCCAGACCCAAGAAUACACUCCACCUGCUGCACCUGGUGCUCCACCUCCCUCAACUGGGAAGCGUUACAGAGCUGUGUACGACUAUGUAGCAGCUGACGAUGAUGAGAUCUCCUUCCUAGAUGGCGAUUUAAUCGUUGAUGUACAACAGAUUGAUGAAGGAUGGAUGUAUGGUACCGUGGAGAGAACAGGCGACACUGGCAUGCUCCCAGCUAACUACGUCGAAGCCGUGUAAUGGAGCCCAAAUCAAAUACCUGCUUAUGCUUUGAUUAUAUAUAUUAUAAAUAAAAUAAAUUACCGUAUGGAUCCCAACAGUAACUUGACAAAAAUAUUAGGUAAAACAAAUGUAUUAAAUUGUGGUUCUGAUUAUAUAACAAAUUUUUUCAGUUUCUCUGAUCUUAGUAUUACUGGAAUACAGUCAAAAUUUUCUUUGGCUUGUCUAUCUCGAAGGAAAACUAGUCAUUUUUUGAAAGAUUUUCACUGCUCUGUGUUGUCCAACUCUCCCUUUUUUUUUUAGAAAGGUAACCUCACUCCUUCUAGAUCCUUAAUUUGAAAUUCUCAACUGGAUUAUUGUACUUGAUUAAUCUGGACAAUCUCAGAUUAUACCUUUUAGUCACAUGUAUUUUAGUUUCUCGAGAACAUUGUCCUGUAUUUGCAAAUUGCUUAAAUAACUCAAAUUGUGCAGGACCAAAAUACAGGGAGGCAGGAGGAAGAGUGUGAAUACUGUUUGUCAAAAAUUCUGUUCUGUUCUUCAGCUAUAAAGGCCAGAGAGAGAGAGAGAUUUGAUCAGUGACGGAUAGAACCCCCACCCACCCCAAUUCACGUGCACACCAUACCCACACACCCACCCACCCCACACACUUGUGCAAAGUGGAGACACACGCAUUGUGGGUGUAUACACUUACUUUCUCAUUCUCUCUACCCUCCCUCUCUCCAACUCUCACUCACACACACUCAGUGAGGCACACAGAUGAACAGUAAGACUGGAUGGUUUUUUUGUAUUCUAAAUGUCACCUUUCCCCCAAUAGCCUACAGAGAAUACACGAACAUUAUUUGACUAUGGGCGAAGUAUCACCAUAAACAGUUCAGUUAGUCAUGUAAGUCUUGUAAAACCAGGAAUGUCAAUGUAUUACCUUCCAUUAAUGCAGACUCUUUUGACUCAUGUAAAUUUUCAGCUGAGUGAAGCAAGCACUGAAACAGAGUGUCCCUGUGACCAUCAUUUUUCUCAAAAAUGUAAGUGAUGCAAUGGGCUGAGUCACUGACAUCAGAAGAUAAAUGCCCAGUGGAAUUGCAAAGGUGGAUGAAAUCCUACCUGCUGCCAUUCUUGCCCCAUUCCUAACCCAUCUGUACUAUUGUAGCAGUCCUUGCUACAUGCAAAGGUUGUGACCCAAUUGACUGUACGAGAUGAAUUUUAGAGCAGGGUAGUGGGUAGAGGAGUGAAGUGAGCUGAAAAUGUAUUUAAAUUUGAAAGUUUGGUAAGUGAGAGCAAAAUUCCCCACAAACCUGAGCAGGAGGAGGAUUAUUUUUUUCCCUGGCAAUGUGUUUGCAAGAUUAGUGACGUAACUGGUUGCUGCUCAGUCUAGAUCCAUUCAUUUCAAAACUGUGAAACCUGUAAACUCGGCAUAACUUGGGAAUAUUUUUAUCCCAUUUUAAAGCAGUUUGUGCCAUUGAAAUAAGAGAAAAACUCUUUUUUUUAAAAAAAAAAAGCUGGAGGUGGAAACAAUAUUAUACAACUUGAGGAGUGAUGUAAAGAGAAUGGUUACUUUUACUGGAAUUAAUACACAUUCCUUUUCUGAGUCAUUAUUGUGUUACAUGGCAAAAUGUGAGGCUUUAGUGAGACUGCGUCCAGUUUAAACCGGUCUGACACAGAAGGAAUUGCAUGACCAAUGUUUUGCUAUUCCUGUCAAGUUAAGUUGUGGUGAUAAUGGGAGGCUGUCUCCAAGCAACUCCCUCUAUCGUCUGUGUAACGAGUAUCCAGCGGUUAUUAGUCUGGGGUCUCUUUGUGCACAAUUUCCGUCUCUUAUUGAGAGACAUGAAGAGAGCAGUAACAGCUGACUGCACCCAUGUAAAUGCCUCUUAUGUGUUAUAUGAAUUUAUAUGUUACAAGCAAAUGCACCAGGAACCCUCUAUGAUACUGCAGUAUGUUUCUUAAAGAAGUGUCAUGUCAUUAAUUUAUGAGUUAGCUGUUUUGACUGCAGUUGUGCCAAUUAAUUGAUCGAUUCUUGCUGUCGGUGGUAAACAUGAUGUUGAUGGAUUAAUUAAAUCCCUUGGUGCAGAUUGUACUGUAUCAUCUAAAGUUUUGUCUAACAGCUCUCUGCUACUUUGUUCAUUAGGAAACUAUCCAACAUACUUUUCAAGAUCAUUGUAAAUCCCCAGACUGCUUUAAGAUGGGGAACUAGUGUAUUGAGACUGGUUACAGUAAAAUAAAAAUGAAACGGUUCUGCUUUACUGAAGAGAAUAUUGCAUUAACAGCCUUCGGUGAAGUGUCAGAAUUUAAUCUGGUCUGUGCAGCACUUAAACAGACAAACUGGGUAGAGAUGGGGAGGGGUUUUCGACUCUAGAAGCAGCAAAAAGCAAACAUUGGAACUCUGGCCUGAAAUGACCUAGGCUUGAAACAACUGGUUAACUGGUAAAGCUAGUGGGCCACAGAAGAUUUGUACAUUAGCACAAAUGUGUAGACGUUGCUGUGCCAACAUUAAUGACUCUCUUAACAUUCCAUGGUAUCAGUACAUUACCUGCUUAGUCUUAACAUGCUAUUUAAUUUGAAACUUGCUGUUGUUACCGCUAAUUAAUUGGUUAAAGAAAAUUGUGUUCGUUUACACAUCAUGCUUAUCAAGUUCUGCUUAGAGCUUUUGCUAAAGAUGUUAUUGAGUUACUCAUACCUGCAAAAAGACGGCAUCUGAAAUGACCUUUUGCUUUCUGGGUAGAUCUUUUUUAAAGACGAGGCUAAAUGCGAAGGGAACAACCAUGUUUUGAGCUGUGUUUCACUUGAUGUGUGUUGGUUUGUUCAAAAGGCUGGUUAGGAUGGAUAAGAGAGAGAGUAUUCUCUUGUGAUCUUCCCCAGCAGUGGUAUAUGUCUUGGCAGCCCAUCCUCCCUCCACAGAACAGCUUGCAAGAAAUGGGGUUUGUUCAGCAUGAAGGAACACCCUCUAUCUGUCUUCAAUUGCCUGGACUGAGAGGUUGCCAUUGAUUUGUGAGGCAUUCUGCAUCAUUGACCAAGUUCAGCAUUUUGAAAAUGAGUUGUGGCUAGAAUUUGGUUGGCUUGGAAAUUGAAUGAUGGAUGCAGGCAAUGAUUAAAAGGUGGUAUUACAGAUGUAUGUAUGUAAUUUCAUAAAAAUACUGGAUAUCUGUGAUUCAGAUUAAGCAUGUCUUUGCAUUUCUGAAUUCUUCAUUACCAUGCUUGCAAUUUUUAGGAAAAAAUGUAUUUUUGGCAUGAUUCUUACAUGACAGAUUGUCAAUAAACUAAAUGAUGGGAAAUAA